Cotesia glomerata is the source of this 2445-nucleotide messenger RNA. Its product is annotated as basic salivary proline-rich protein 2. The record is from RefSeq and is a predicted model, not a curated record. Gene Ontology annotation, molecular function: transcription coactivator activity. Gene Ontology annotation, cellular component: nucleus. Bases 248 to 2296 code for a protein of 682 amino acids. Gene Ontology annotation, biological process: positive regulation of transcription by RNA polymerase II. The transcript has 4 exons. NCBI's taxonomy places the organism in Eukaryota, Metazoa, Arthropoda, Insecta, Hymenoptera, Braconidae.
AAAACGCUCCAACUCAAGCGAGCGUUUGGUCACGCAAAUAAAAAAAGAGAGCUCUGCUACACUACGUAAUUGUCAGAUUAUUGUCAUAAAUCUCAUUGUAAUAAAUUACUUUUAACGUGUGGGUGUAGGUAUUGUGUUGCCGGAGAGGAGAGAGAGCUGCAAAAAGUAAAACGUGGUAUCGUUUAAAAAACACACUUGAGGAAGCCACUCGCCAGUGGCUAAUUUUGUUUAAGUUAAGUAGAAAAAAAUGUCAGCUACUUUUGUACAACGCGGUCGUGUACCGCCAACACCAGCUCAAAUACAGAAGAUGCUGGAUGAGAAUAGUCAUCUGAUACAGACGAUCCAGGAGUAUCAGAAUAAAGGAAAACCUCAGGAAUGUUUACAAUAUCAACAGAUAUUACAUCGGAAUUUAGUUUAUCUCGCUUCUAUUGCUGACGCGAACCAAAAUGUCCAGGCAUUGUUACCGCCACCCCAGGGAAUUCCGCCGAUGACAAAUGGCCCUCAGCAUGGAAUGAUGGGUCCCCAAGGUCCUCCAAACGUCGCUCCGGGUACUCCAGGCCCCGGAGGUGAAAUGCCGCCGAAUCCACCCCAACCAAUGCCAAUGCAAGGAUUCAACCAAGGACAGCCAAUGCCCCAAGGAGGCUACCGCGGUCCGAUGCCUGGACAAGGUCCUCCAAUGAACAGAGCAAACCCAGGACCUGGACCUCAGCAGUAUCGAGGUGGUCCUCAAGCUUAUCCUCAACAGCCAGGUCAGCAAGGUUACCCCGCAGGUUAUGGAGGACAGAAUCCUGGUGGAAAUUACCCUCAGGGUCCUCAAGGAGGUGCUUAUGGAGCCGGUCAGCCUAACCAGUACCCGCCUAAUGCGCCCCAGCAAGGAUACCCAGCGUCAUCGCAGCAGAAUUAUGGACCUCCAACGUCUGUAAACAGUUAUGGUGGUCAACCAGGUGCUUACCCUCCACCAGGAGGCAAUCAGCCUUCAGGAGGCUACGGUCCACCCCCGCCGAAUCAGCAAGGAUACCCUCCACCAACCACGCAGCAGAAUUUCUCGCCUAAUCCUCAACAACAGCAGCAGCAACAACAGCAGCAACAGCAACAACAACAACAGCAGCAGCAACAACAGCAGCAACCUGGACAGUACGGAAGUCCUAGUCCUCAGCCAAACUACCAACCUCCUUCCCAAGGUCCCAACCAGAACGCUUACGGUGCGGGUCAAACUCCUGGUAAUUAUCCUCCUCAGUCCUCUCAAGCUUAUCCUAACAAUGUUCCUCCACAGAACUAUCCUCCUCCACCUGCUACUUCCAAUAACGUUGCUCAACCUAGCCAAGGACCUCCACAGCAGAGUCAGGGCGGUCCACCACAAAACUACGCGAGUCAGCCGAGUCCCGGUGGAGGACCUCCAGCUCCUUAUGGACCGUCUUCUACUUCUCCGCCGUUUAGUACCAGUAAUGUGAGUGGGGUUAAUACGUAUGCUCCGAGUAACCAGCCGACGAGUACGCCUUCUGCUUCCACUCAGACUUAUCCACCGACUAGUGGACCUCCACCGGCUACUUCUCAAGCUGGUAGUUAUGUUCCCGGGCCUACUCCUUCUGGGUAUCCAGUUCAUCAACCCUCGCAUCAAGCUCAUGGACCUCAUGGUCCUCAUCCUGGAUCUCAUCAGAUUCCGCAUCCACCUCCAUCUCAAGCACAACCUGGACCGCCUCCUCAGUCUCAGCCACCUGGACAGUCGCAGCAACCACCUCAACAACCUCCUCAGCAGCAACAGUCUCAGCAACAACCACCAGCUCAGUCACCCCAGCAGCAGCAACAACAACAAGGACCUCCUUCUCAAGGCCCACCUCAGCAGCAGCAAUCUCAACAAGGAGCUCCGCAAUCGCAGCAUCAACAAUCACCGAGUCCAGUUCCCAGUAAUUUCCCUCCAACUUCAGGCCCAAUUUCUCAAGGUCCACCGUCCGGACCCCCAGGUCCGCCGGGACCACCCCAACAACCUCCUGGAGGAUACGGGCCUCCUCAAUCUCAUCCAGCGACGACGCAAACUUAUGUACCUCCGGGAUCUGGUCAACCACCUCAAGGCUAUCCUACUCACCCGCCGGGUCAAGGAGGUCAACCUCAUUACGGACAUCCGCAGUAUCCUCCUCAAAACUACCCGCCUCAUCCGCCACCGCCUUCUGGUCAAGGUUAUCCUCAGUACCCUCCUCGUGGUCCACCUGGUGGUCACAUGCCACCGCCUCCUGGUCCUCAAGGUCCUCCACCGCCGAAUCAGUAUGCUGGAUAUGGUUAUCAACAACCGCCGCAGUAAAAUAAUGAAUGAGACUUUUUUUUAAUUAAUUUGAUUAUAGAAUUUGUGCUAUUUAAUAAUGUGUAAUGUAAUGAUUUUUUGCAUUGUAAUUUUUAUAUUUUAUAUGUAAUAAUUUGACGAUAAUGGAUUUAAUAAACGGAUUUUUUGUU